UUGAGUUUUGGUAUCAUAUGUAUGGAUCUGGUACAGGAGCAUAGAGUUUAUUCAUUCGGCCCGUUGAUGGUGCUUUGCCGGCCACUCCUGCAGUAAAGAUUAUUGGGCAUCACGGUAAUACUUGGCUCCGUGCUUCGUACGCCAUGCCCAAGACUGGAAAUUUUGAGCUUGUUUUUGAGGCAUCUCGUGGAUCAGGAAAUUUGGGGGAUAUUGCCAUUGAUGACGUACGUGUCUAUGAUGCUCCGUGUGCAAGUAAUACGAUACAACCGACUGCUGAUCCUACCGAAUAUCAAAAAGCAGAUUGCAACUUUGAACAAGGUAUUUGCAACUAUGUCCAAGAAUUAGAGAGUGAUUUCUACUGGAGACGUAUGAAGGGCCCAACGCCAAGUUGGAAUACCGGUCCUGAUUUCGAUCACACAUACGGCAACGAGUUUGGUUACUACAUGUACAUAGAGGUGUCGCGUCCAAGACAAUCUGGUGAGAAGGCAAGGCUUAUGACGCCGGUCCUGAACAAUAAAAACACAGAUAUUUGCAUUUCAUUCUACUACCAUAUGUAUGGGAGAGAUAUUGACUUUUUGAAAGUUUUUAAGAAGGAUUUUGGCGGUGGUCUGCCAGUGGAUCCGAUUUCAGUGCUUAGUGGUGACAAAGGAAAUGAAUGGCACUAUCAGAAAGUUGAUAUAAAUGGACAGACAGAAAACUUCCAGAUUGUAUUUGAAGGUACGGUUGGCAAAAGCUACAGAGGUGAUAUAGCUAUCGAUGAUAUUCAAUUUCACAAUACAGGUUGUGACCAAGUGAUAUUAUUACCCGUUACAAACAUUUCGAUGAACUGUGACUUUGAGGGCAAGCUCAACGCAUCUAUGUGUGGUUUCACACAGUCGAAAAGUGAUGACUUUGAUUGGCAGUUGCGCAAGGGUUCAACUGACUCCACAGGAACAGGACCUUCUGCAGAUCACACGUAUGGCAAUACCAAAGGGCAGUAUCUUUAUGUCGAAGCUUCAAGUCCACGCCGUCCAAAUGAACGAGCCAGAGUGGUGUCCCCGCUCGUCGAAAGCGCUAACCACUUACUGUGUUUAAAGUUCUGGUAUCAUAUGAAAGGGGAGCACGUAGGGAAGUUAAUUCUGUACCGACGAUUAGAUGGCACAGGGACUAGUAAACAGUUGUGGAUGAUGGAUGGUGACCAGGGUGACCGAUGGAUCGAAGCUUGGCUCCCGAUUAAUAAAAAUGACGAUACAGACGAAUUUAUUGAGACACUAAUACAGCUAAUUUUUGAAGGUGUUAUAGGAGACGGACAUCUUGGGGAUAUUGCAAUAGAUGAUAUCAAGCUGGAGUCUCACUAUUGCUUUCAGUCAGAAACAAAGGACAAUCCAACAGUAACAUUGUUAUCCUGUGACUUUGAGACUGGUAUAACACAAUGUGGGUUCUCUCAGGACUUAAGUGACGUACUAGACUGGAAAUUAUCUAAUAUCUCAGAAGGUCAGCCUGAUAUUCCAAAUUACUCGGAAAUCAGUGCACGUCAAAAAAGUUUUGCCUACAUCACUAUGGCUGGGAGAAAGAAAGGUGAUAAAGCCAACCUUGCCACCAGCACUACGACAUCUAACGGCACGCAACGGUGUUUAUCUUUCAAAUAUAUUAAGGUAGGAGAUGUACAGCAACAACUUAACAUUUACUCUUUGGAUAAAAAAGACGCUCUCCGUCUAAUAGGAACUGUUCCGUACAAAGAAACCAAGAAUGGUUGGGAGAGUUGCCAGUUCAAAUUACCAGUUGACCAAGGCAUGUCAAAGAUUAUGUUUGAAGGAGUUGUCGGAUUUGGGCAAGUUGGCUACAUUGCUUUGGAUGACGUCAUUAUUAACACUGGUGCCUGUACAGGUAAGAUCUCGCCAGACAACGAUGUGCCCCUGCCGAAAGCAGUUGUCCAGGCUGGAGAUGACGGACUGGACGUUGUGUCGAAAUUAUUCAUAUCUUUUACGGUAAUACUUUUAUGUCUGAUAUUAGUGUCCGGUGGCAUAUUAGCAACACGUCAUAAAUACACAAAAAGAGUAAUGCAGAGAGAGCACACAGAGAACCAAGCUAGCUACCAUUACGCCAAGGAUCCGGAUAUAUCAAGUGAUGUAGCUGUUUCUAAUCCUGUUUAUGAUAUAGCUCGUCUAAGCGAUAGCGCGUAGACAGAUAUAAGCUCCUGUACCUUUUAUUAGAGCUUCGAUCAGGGUCCCAGAAUGAAAUCCCUUGAAGAAGGAGGUUACGAAGGAGAGAUUAUGAUGGUUUGCGAUGCCCACAACUGUACUUAGACCACUAACUUAGAGAAUGCAGCCACAAUAACUUUGUGUUGAAUAGGCAAAAUAAUACGUUUAGUUCGAAAACCUUGUCGUAGUAUCAAACCACGAUGUGGGGUUUGGCUCUAAGCUUUGCACCGCCAUUCAUUGUCACAGCUACCCUUCUCAAAUGAAUUGAAUACAGUAAUCAGCAUCUCCAAAUUGCUACUUGGUGGCGAUGUUUUUAAGUAUGGUAUGCCAUCCAUCAAUGUACAGUAGGCAUACGACAUCUAUAUCGGUUGAUUUUAUUAACUAAUUGAGUGUUAAUACUGUAUAAACCAUAGAUAAUUGAUUGAUUGAUUGACUGCAACAUACUUGCUCCUCACGCCCUUUCUGAUUGUAUAUCCCAGAGCCACCACUGCUAAAUUAACCAAACGAUGAGGUUGCUGUGCUAAU
Molecule: messenger RNA, 2705 nt
Organism: Anneissia japonica
Lineage: Eukaryota; Metazoa; Echinodermata; Crinoidea; Comatulida; Comatulidae
Product: MAM and LDL-receptor class A domain-containing protein 2-like
Exons: 11
Coding region: 144-2162 (672 amino acids)
Cellular component (GO): membrane
Source: RefSeq, a predicted model, not a curated record